Molecule: messenger RNA, 7724 nt
Organism: Wasmannia auropunctata (little fire ant)
Lineage: Eukaryota; Metazoa; Arthropoda; Insecta; Hymenoptera; Formicidae
Gene: E23
Product: ABC transporter G family member 9
Exons: 13
Coding region: 1-2160 (719 amino acids)
Cellular component (GO): plasma membrane
Molecular function (GO): ATP hydrolysis activity; ATP binding; ABC-type transporter activity
Source: RefSeq, a predicted model, not a curated record
AUGACCACUGCAGGCACCCAUACUUUCUACUACGGCGGUUAUUGCAGACUAUGGGCGAUAGCGAGCGUACCUAAUAUAAGUGAAGGCAACACGGAAAAUAAUACGAAAGAUGUUCAAAGUACAGAUUUAAAUAGAGAUGAUGGAGAAACUGCAGAUACAGCAAAUGGUGAGAUCGUUGAGAUAAAAACGUUGCACUCACAUGAUUUAACAGACCAACAUCACACUGACACAAAUCAAGUGGAAAGCUCAGCGCUGCAGUUGGUGUGCCCGCUGGAUUCUCGUCCGGUGCAGCUAAUCUUCCGAGCGUUGCAGGUGGUCAAGGAGAAACGAGUGCUCCUUCGAGAUGUUUCGGGAGUCGUCAAGCCAGGCGAAUUGUUGGCCGUUAUGGGCCCUUCAGGCUGUGGUAAAACAACACUGCUGAACUGCUUGUCCGGCCGUGUUGGCGUGGACGCCGGUGAGAUCUGGCUGAAUCGCGAGAGGCUCACCAAACGGUGGCGCAGAAGAAUCUGCUACGUACAACAGCAGGAUAUUUUUUUCCCCGAUCUCACCUUACGGCAGACACUUGAGUACCAGGCGAGGCUGAGGCUUCCGGACACACUCUCACACUCCCAGAAGAUGCAGUGCGUGGACCACAUCAUCGAGGUCCUCGACCUCGCGGGCUGCCAAGACACCAUUAUUGGAGAUUAUUCGAAGCGGGGUAUUUCCGGUGGUGAAAAGAAGAGGACGAGUAUAGCCUGCGAAUUACUCACGAAUCCAUCAUUAAUGCUACUCGACGAACCCACGAGCGGACUCGACUCGCAUUCGGCACAGGCAUUGAUCUCGCGGUUGAAGAAAUACGCCGAGCAGGAGGGUAAGAGUAUCGUGGUGACGGUACACCAACCUAGUUCCCGGAUGUUCCACAGUUUUAGCAAGCUUCUCCUACUGAGUAACGGUCAGGUGGCGUACUACGGUUCGACUGCGAAUGUCGGUAGAUUCUUCUCCACGAUAGGACUUACGCUACUGCCGCAUUACAACCCCGCAGACUUCAUUCUGGAACAAAUAAAGGGGCCAGAGGAGGUUCGAGAUCGCAUCGUUGCCGCAGCGAGAGCUGCAAGACAGGGACCUGACUGCCCACCGGAACUUCGCCCGGAGUAUAAUCCCAGCCAACAUCCGCUCUGCGACCAUCUCAUCCAUUAUCACGAGCACCACAUCAGCCACAACGUAAAGGAAGACGAAGGCCGCACGCUGUGGCUGGACACACAAAGCCACGCCAGCAGCAGUGCGAGUUCUGCCGAUGACGACUAUUCCUGGCAGUGGCCCACCAGUUUCUGGUCGCAGUUCAGAGUAUUAGUGGCAAGAAAUUUUCGAGAGGCACGACCGCGGAUGUGGUCGCGUCUUCACUGGCUGCAAACGAUAGCUCUCGGGCUUCUAACUGGGCUUUUAUGGCUGAGUCUUCCCAGAACUGAAGCGGCCAUUCACGAUAUCCAGGGGUGGAUGUUCUUCAGCAACACGUACUGGAUGCUUUUUGCACAUUUUGGAGCGCUCACUAGCUUUCCCCCGGAGCGCGAGGUGAUCAACAAGGAACGCCUGUCAGGAUCCUAUCGGCUCUCGGCCUACUACCUGGCGAAGAUGGCGGGCGAGCUACCGCUGACGGUGAUGCUGCCCGCGGUCUACCAUAUAAUUAGUUACUCGAUGUUGGGCUUCCAUAAUGUAUCGGUCUUCAUCACGCUGCUCAUAUUUCUGCUGAUCAAUACGAUAGUCGCGCAGAGUGUCGGAUUUUUCGUGGGCGCUUGCUGCGAAGAUCUGCAGGUGGGCAUCACCGUGUCCGCGCUCUACACACUCUCGACGCAGCUUCUGGGCGGCUAUUUGGCGACGUCGGUCCCGCCAUGGCUAGCGUGGGCCAGAUACAUCAGCAUGAUGCAUUAUGCCUAUCAGAACAUGCAGAUUCUGGAGUUCGACUACGGCGAACCAAUUGCAUGCUCGCAGCCGAGUAAGUUCGCCGAGUGCAGAAACAGCACGACGAUACCCAUUUCCGCGAUUCUGGAAAGUCAAGGCGGGGUCAAGGGUUCUGGUCUACCAUUGUGGGGUUUGUGGGGGAACACGGCGGUGCUACUGGCGUUCUUAAUCGUUUUCCGGACCCUGGGCUACCUCGUUCUGCGUUAUUACCGUGUACCAAAAUGAGCGUGUUUGGGAGACACGCAAGUAGCACGCAAAUUCUCGACACGACUCUCGCGGAUCUUCAGUUUUGUUACUACAUAGAGUAUUAUAGCAACCGUCGUCGCGCGCUGUCGUCGCUGUCGCGUGUCUCGCCUCUUGUGUGUCGGUGAAUGAAAAAAAAAAAAGAGAAAAAAAAUAAUAAAACGGCCGCGCACGCUUCGACGUCGUCCCCCGGGAGAAUUCUCUCCCGUCGAGAGCUGUCGAACGUCUGUAAAGUUUUUCUAUCCAGCUUGAAAACACGGGGGAGCGGCGCGAACGGUUUAUCACGCGAGUGCGAGCGUUUUCACUUUUCCCGGCGCCACGUAUCGAGCAAUGCGACAUAAAAUGCGAGACUGCAACAGACUUGGCGAGAACUCUGUAUGUACAAGCAUAUACACAUAUACAUAUUUUAUAUAUACCAUAUAUAUAUAUAUGUAUGUAUGUGUAUGCAUGUAUAUAUUGUACAUCUAGUAAAUGUUGAAGAAACUUUACACACGUAAGGAGCGCGUAAUGUAAUGCGAAAGAGAUGUGCCAGCGCGUGUUCAUAAAUGUCGAUAGCGCGAACGGGACAUCGUUGUUUUCUCAUUGUUUGCGGCAAGAAGGGUAUAAUAGUAGGAAAAUUUGACGCGGUGUCGCCGAAACUGACUGAAAAUUUGUACGAUGGCGAUGAACCUUUAUACAUACAUAGAGAGAUAUACAUAUAUAUAUAUAUAUAAAUAUAAAUAUACAUAAGCGCAUACACGCGGACGAUAGGUUUAGAUCCUUAAACGUAUUUGUAACUGAUCCAUCACGUUUUAUCUCUUUUUUUUUUACUUUUAUUACCGCCACAAUCGCUAAUAUUUGUUGAUACCGGUAGGAAUACUGCUACUGUUUCUAUCAUUACUUACUACCUUUUUACUAUCGAGACGUUGUAAUUAAGAGAUAGAUGAAAGAUUAUGCUGCUAAUUCUAAAGUUGACAGGGUGGAGGAAAUAAAUCUGUAUGUAUAUCGUGUUAUAUAUAUAAAUUAUAUAUAUAUAUAUCGAUAUAUUGUGUUCCACCAACAAGAUACUAUUAAACACUAUCGACCAUGGGAAAAUUUUUGUAACUGUCAAUGGAGAUCACAGUUGCCACCUCUUCGGUUUUCGGCCGGAGACUCCGGCUUUUUGAAUAAAUCUCCGGCAGACAGAAAAAAAUUUCCGGUUGAUGUAAUGCGAAAGAGACGUGCCAGCGCAUGUUCAGAAAUGAUGUCAAUAGCGCGAACGGGAUCGUUGUUUUUUCAUUGUUUGCGGCAAGAAGAGUAUAAUAGUGAAAAAAUUUGGCGCGGUGUCGCCGAUACUGACUGAAAAUUUGUACGCUGGCGAUGCAUUUUGACGACUUUGUUUUAAAAAAAAUAGUGUAAAAGAUGAUGUGAUAAGAAUUUUAUGGCGCCUUAUUGAUGACACGCACAGUAAAUAACGUGAGAAAAUGGCAUUUAAUUGGAAUUUCUUCCAAUUGUGAAAAGAGGAAUAUGCAGCAUUUUUAAUUUUUAUAAUUUUUUUUUUUUUUUAAGAAAAUAAACUUGUGUCGAGUAUUUUCACUAGUUUUCUUUUUUCCUUUUAAAAAUCGACCUCCAACGAAAUAUUAAUUUAACUUGGGCAAAUAUUAAUUUAUUAAUUUAAAUUGGUGGCAACCGUGAUCGAGAUCCGAAAAUCCGAAAGUGAUAAAAAAGAAUUUUGACAUUACAGACUGUAGGUAUAAAUUUAUCGACAUAAAUAUGUGAACAAUAUAUUAUAGUUUAUAAUGUAAUAUUAAAUGUACAAUUUAUUAUACAGACGCUUCAUAAAUAAUGUCUGUCUACAUCACAUAUAGCCGUAAUGCAUUUUUUCCAUUAUUGUGAAACAUCAAGAUAUAAUAAUAAUAACAUACAAAAUUAAUAUUAUAUUAUAAACUAUAACCGUCUACAUUUUGGCAAUCAUACGAAUUUCCAAAAGUUGUCGAUUUUUAACUCUUUUGAUAUGAAGGAUGAUUAUAAUCAUCCGCUGUGGAACGCUAACUGGAAUAAGCCGAAGAAUACAUGAAAGAAGAAUCAUUCUUACAUCCUUACAUCCAAAAAUGUGCAAAAUUCCUCUGAUUUAAUAGCUGGUAUUAUUAAACAUUUUAUUACGGCAACUAGUGGGAAUGCUUUUCCAAUGCAUUUUACCGUACCGAAAAGGUUGAUAGUAUCUUGUUCGCAACAGUGCAUGAACGCGCGUAUGUGACUCGCGCGAUACACUUUCGAAGAGUUUGCACGCGCCACGAUUCGCGACGAACGUGGCGCGGCGACGAAAAGGAAAUUUUUCCGUCGAUUAUCGAAUUUGUUGGUUUCUCCGAUGUAAUCUCCGUGAUAUUACUCGUUACGAGAAUGGGGAUCCAAAAUUAAUAAGCGGUGUAAUAUUUCAUUGUUUACUCUUUGUACAUAGAGAAUGUGUGUGUAUGCUGCGUGUGUUGUAUGUAAGAGAGAGGAAGCGAGAGAGCGAUACCGCUUAUGUAUAUAUGGAUGAAAGACGCAUUUCAUUCUUAUAUACAUACAUACCCUUAGGCACUUAUAUAUGCGUAUACAUAAUGAUAAUGAUAGUAAUAAUAACGACGCUAAGUAUUAUUAUUCCAAUUAUUAUUACUAUUAUUAUUGCGUAACGAUUUUACUCUAAUUAUUUUAAUUUUUAUUAUUGCUAUUAUUAUUAUAUUAUUAAUUAUUCCCGCGUGUACAUUUUCAACGGACUGAACGAGACGCGCUGUAUUUUUUUGUACAUGCACACGCGAAAAAGGAUAUAUUACGCUGGAGUCGCAUUAAGAUUAUUAUAUAUAAUUCGCGUGAAUCCAUUUCGUUAACACUGAUAUCGUAGCGUGUUGUUAUACUCCUUUCCUCUCCCGAGUUACACAGUCACGGAAAGCCAGUGUUUGUUAUAAAUAAGAUUAAUUAGAUUAGGUUAUUGCAGUUAUAUACAUGCGGAGGACGUGUAUCCGUCUGCGAAUUGUAAACGCAUGUCAGCCAAUCAGCGAGUAAUAAUAUUGUAAGGACAGUGAACUGGACGACUCCAGUGGCCAAGUAGGAUCGCCGCAAAGUAUGGUGAAUCUCUGAUUUUUAACGAAGUUAAAGAGAGACGAAAUAUGAUUGAUGCAUAUCUCCGCGCGCGCGCGCGUACGAACGCGCGUUGUCUACAAUCUCGUUGCUGUUACGAUCGAUAGCUCGCUUUCGCUUUUAUUACCCGGUAUCGCCAAUCUCCUUAACAAAAAUUAGUUAGUCAGGAAUGAACGUUUGGAAUUCCGCCGCAUUCGUCGAAGGAAUCUCGAUUCCGCGAGUCGCGAUCACGGAGAAUCGUCCAGUACACCGAUAAACGCAAUAUCCACCAAGUGUUCAUUGAGUUUGGUAAACGAGGCGAGAAGAGGGCAGAGAGAGAAAGAGAGAGAGAGAGAGCGGGAAGAGAGGGAUUCGGGUACGGAAGGAUCAUUGCUUCCUAAUUAUGUUGAGGCUGAAAGAGGACUGUAAGAAACAAAGAAGAAAACGAAGAAGAAGAACAAAAAGAAGAGGAGGAAGAAAAAGCCGCAAGAGAGUGCAACGUCACCGUGUAAUACCGAGAUGAAUCGAGCCGAGGUUUAAGACGUUCUCGGAUUUUAUGCAAAGCACGAUUCGGGGCCGCUGUAUAUAUUAGACAAUUGGCCGUAAAUGUAGAAAAUCAUGAGGAGAAUAUAGACGCGACUCAGUAGAAAGCGUUUCUCGGACCACACGUUUUUUUCAUUUCUUGAACUACAGAUCAAAUUUUUUUUUUCUUCAAUUAGUUUUUACAUUCAAAGACUCAUCGCUUAACCGAAAGGUCAAGCGAGACUAAUUGCAAUGAUCACGGUAGUCUUAAACUGGCUCUGGCGACAAAUAAUAUCUCGCGUAUCCGAGAGGGGCAGCAAUGAUGAAGCAAAUGUAUAAACAAAGAUUUGGCUGUGUCAACGUUAUAACGUCUGUUGAUUUCUCUGUCGUUUCUUGUUUUAAAUUUUUAACGUCUUGAUGAAAAAUAAGGAAAGUGAAAGGAAGAGCGCGAGAGUAAAAUUCAAGAUAGAGUGAGAUGUGCCGCGAGUGAAUUAAGAAAGAGAGAUAAGGUGUGCGAAAGAAACAGAAUAAAAGAGCGAGAGAGUAUGCGGAAAAGUACUCAUCUUUAUCGCACAUUUAACGUCGAAUGAUGCGUUAAAUCUCGAGGAAUCGCAUAACGAAUAACACAAGCUCGUUCCGUAUAAACAAAAAAUGUGACCGCAUUUCACGUUAAAUUUGUGAUGAAAUGAGUUUGAAUGUUGAAGCGAAGGAAAAAAAGGCUGUUUCGGAGCCGUACGUCGUUCACUGAUCGAGCGAAGAGAGUAGGUGUGAUAUACAUAUACAGCUCUACACGCCCAUUUUCGAUUGCCGACGAAUCGAAGUAACUUAUUUUAUCUCUAUGUCCCCGAAUGGUAAAAAAUCUGUGAACAAACGCGAACAAAAAUCGAGCGAAUAUAACGAACGAAUAUAACUGCACCCCGCUUUUGCAAGCGGUUAUAAAACGAUCAUUCUCUCUACGGAUAUUCUCCCCGCGAGGAUGCAGACGUGCAUCGUGGGUGCAAAAAAAAACGUGGACUUUUUUCUUUACCGCCUCCGACGCUAAUUCUAUCAUACGCAGGAAAACGCACUUUUUGACUCAUGUAGACGUCUUUUCAAAAUUUUGAUAUCCAUAUAUAUACAAUUACUAUACAAUAUACACCACUGACUGUUAAUAAAACCCGCGCGACUGGACAUUUGUAUGCGUUUUACAACUUUAGCAGCGAGCUCGGACUGUGUGAUCGAUUAUUCACACUUGGAAACCGUAAACUGCACGACUCACAUUUUCUGCUGGAUGCCGCAAAAGUUGGACGAGGAAAAAAAAUGCUUCGUCUCGUUAAUAAACGCGACUACGAUUCGAGACGAGCGUGUUUAAAUCGAUCGGAAAUUAACAUGUGCACAUUGGUGCACCAUCGUUUUUUCACGCGGACCAGAAUAGAUAAUUGCAAAAGGCAACCUAAUGGUCGACUUCUAUAUAGCUGUUCAGAAAAGUGUACACACAAUAGCGGCAAUUAGAUUAGAAAGUGAGACUAUUCUUCCGUAACAAAAAUUUAAUUAAAAAAAAAAAUUAAUGACACAUUAUUCUUUUCUUAAUGAUUAGAAUUUAAUAGAAUUAAGACAUUUUGUUGAAAUUGGUUUGCAAAUAAUUGUAUUCAAAUACUUGAGUUUUAUGAGCUAAACUUAUUCAAUAAAACAAAUUUUUUUUUUUCGAUUUUGAUUAAGAUAGAACAUUUUAUUAUUUAGUAAAGUGAAAGUUUAAUAUAAUUUAUAAAAUUAUAAUUUAUGAAUUUAUGAAAAAGUGGCGCUACUGUUAUACAUUCUUUAGAACAUCUGUAUACUCGUUUAUAUAAUGAAAUAUUACGAAAGUAAAAAGCACGAGGAAGCACUUUCGAUUUAUUCGCCAGAUCGGCGAAUUUGGAUAUUACUGAUAGCUGUAUAAUGUGUAAUGGAACUGAUCGUGAUUUAUAGUAAAGCAACUAUUUUUUUCCGCGAAA